AAUCCAUUUGCAGCCAACAGAUAAAUAAAUUCCAGGGACCAUAGAAUUCUUGCAAACCCAUUCUUAAUUAAAAAGCCUGUUUUUCUGAGCUUCAUUUUCCCCCUUUUUCUGUGCUUGAACCUAAGCCAAGAAAGCAAAGAAGAUCACUCAUCAGCUAAGAUGCAGAGAGGAUUUCAAGCACUCUUUUCUCAGGGGAAUGUGCUCAAGGCUGCGGUCUUGAGACAUGUCCGCUUGGGCAAUCCAGCAAUGCGGCCGCUCAUGUUUGCCUGUCGUGAGUCGACAUCAGCUGCUCGUAUUGAAGAGCAUGGCUUCGAGAGCACCACGAUCUCUGAUGUUCUGAAAUCCAAGGGCGAAGGAGCAGACGGGUCGUGGCUGUGGUGCACUACAGAUGACAGCGUUUAUGAUGCUGUGAAGUCGAUGACUCACCACAACGUAGGAGCCUUGGUGGUGGUUAAACCCGGGGAGCAGAAGUCAAUUGCCGGGAUUAUCACUGAAAGAGAUUACCUCAGGAAAAUCAUAGUACAGGGACGAUCUUCGAAAUCAACCAAGGUUGGGGACAUUAUGACUGAAGAGAACAAGCUCAUUACGGUUGCACCUCAAACCAAAGUUCUGAAAGCGAUGCAGCUGAUGACAGAUAACCGUAUUAGGCACAUCCCAGUCAUUGAUGACUCGGGAAUGGUGGGGAUGGUGUCCAUUGGGGACGUUGUUCGUGCUGUGGUGACUGAGCACAGGGUCGAGCUGGACCGACUGAAUGCAUACAUACAAGGAGGUUACUAGGUGAUAACGACAAUAACCCCCUAUUACUUAAUAAACCAUGAGAUAAAUUCUCCGAGCCCUCCAGGUUGAGAAACCUGGCUCUUUGUAAAUAGCUUUCGUCGUCUUUUCCAGAACGAUGAUGGCUUGCAGAUGCAUGCAGCAUUGCAGCCUAUCAAACUUGAAACUUAUAAACCGCACUAUAUUACAGUCUGAACUAUCUAUUUCCCCUUGUUGAAACCAAUAAUCUGCACUGAACUACUUAUUUUCCCCUGUUGCCAUUACCUGUGCUUUUAAGUUUCAUUUAAACCGCGAA
This is a messenger RNA of Ipomoea triloba (trilobed morning glory), 1069 nucleotides long. RefSeq names its product CBS domain-containing protein CBSX3, mitochondrial-like. The record is from RefSeq and is a predicted model, not a curated record. The transcript is spliced from 6 exons. Bases 160 to 777 code for a protein of 205 amino acids. NCBI's taxonomy places the organism in Eukaryota, Viridiplantae, Streptophyta, Magnoliopsida, Solanales, Convolvulaceae.